AUGGUGCAAUCAUCAAUUCUCGGUUUCCCACGCAUGGGCGUGAACCGUGAUCUCAAGAAAGCAACAGAAGCGUUCUGGGCAGGGAAGAUUCCAAAAGAGGAGUUGCUGAGCGAGGGCAAGAGACUGCGUCUUGAACACUGGCAGCUGCAAAAGAAGGCUGGUGUCGAUAUCAUUCCCAGCAAUGACUUUGCUUUCUACGACCAAGUCUUGGACCAUAUCCACCUUUUUGGAGUCGUUCCCGAACGGUAUUCCAAGUACAACCUGUCAGACCUCGAUGAGUACUUUGCAAUGGGAAGAGGUCUGCAGAGACCAGAGAAAGAUGGCGAGCCCGCUGUCGAUGUUUCCGCAUUGGAAAUGGUAAAAUGGUUUGAUUCCAACUACCACUACGUAAAGCCGACCCUCCAAGACAACCAGACGUUCAAGCUCUCCGGUACCGCUAAACCUGUGAUUGAGUUCAAAGAAGCCAAAGAUGCGGGCAUCUUGACCCGCCCUGUCCUUCUCGGUCCAGUCUCAUUUCUGGCACUUGCCAAGGCAGACCGAGGCCAAUCUGUGGACCCCAUUAGCUUGCUCGACAAAUUACUACCUCUCUAUGAAGAUGUUUUGAUGCAGCUCAAGGAUGCUGGUGCAGAAUCUGUUCAGAUUGACGAGCCAGUUCUUGUUUUUGAUAUACCAACAAAGGUCAAGAAUGCCUUCAAGCCUGCCUACGAGAAGAUUGGGGCUCUCGGCAGCAAAGCACCAAAGAUCGUCCUAGCCACCUAUUUCGGCGAUAUCGUUCACAACAUCGGCGUACUGGAUUCCCUGAAGGGACUCUAUGCCAUUCAUAUCGACCUUGUUCGUAACCCCGAACAGCUAGACACCGUGCUUGGCGCUCUUGGCCCUGAGCAGACUCUCUCCGCUGGUGUUGUCGAUGGCCGAAACAUCUGGAAGACAAACUUCAAGCAUGCCAUCGAGACGGUUGAAACCAUCGUCCAGAAGUUGGGCAAGGACAGAGUCAUCGUUUCCAGCUCAAGCUCGCUCCUACACACCCCUCAUACCUUGGCAAGUGAGAAAAAGCUUGACCCUGAGGUCAAAGACUGGUUCAGCUUUGCUGUUGAGAAAGCCGACGAGCUGGUCAUCAUUGCGAAGGCUGUGAACGAAGGCCCUGCAGCAGUCCGAUCAGAACUGGAAGCCAAUGCGAAAUCUAUGCAGGCUCGUGCUUCGUCGGCUCGCACCAAUGAUCCCAAGGUCAAAGAUCGACAGGCCAAGAUUACAGAAGAUAUGCACAAGCGGGCCUCGCCUUUCCCAACACGAAUUGCAGAGCAACAGAAGAGGCUCAACCUUCCCAAAUUCCCCACUACCACGAUCGGCUCCUUCCCUCAGACGAAGGAGAUCCGCAUCCAACGCAAUAAAUUCGUCAAGAACGAAAUUACUGCCGAAGAGUACGAGAAGUUUAUCGAGAAAGAGAUCCAGGAUGUAGUCAGGAUCCAAGAAGAGCUAGAUUUAGAUGUCUUCGUUCAUGGUGAACCUGAACGGAAUGACAUGGUGCAAUACUUCGGCGAGCGCCUCAAUGGGUAUGAGUUCACUACCCAUGCCUGGGUUCAAUCAUAUGGCUCCCGCUGCGUUCGUCCGCCUAUUAUCGUGGGGGACAUCUCUCGACCAGCUCCCAUGACUGUCAAGGAGUCUCAAUAUGCCGCCUCCAUCUCCAAGAAGCCCAUGAAGGGAAUGCUCACCGGUCCAAUCACCUGCCUGAGAUGGUCGUUCCCACGGGACGAUGUCCAUCAGUCAGUGCAGGCCCAGCAAUUGGCUCUUGCUCUCCGAGAUGAAGUCGUUGACCUCGAGGCUGCUGGUAUCUACGUCAUCCAGGUCGACGAGCCGGCCUUGCGGGAGGGUCUUCCUCUUCGUGCUGGGAAGGAGCGUGAGCGGUACCUGCAAUGGGCUGUCAACUCUUUCCGUCUGUCUACUGCUGGCGUAGAGGAUGGAACCCAAAUCCACAGUCAUUUCUGCUACUCGGAAUUCCAGGACUUCUUCUAUGCGAUUGCCGCUUUGGAUGCUGACGUCUUGUCCAUCGAGAACAGCAAAUCUGACGCGAAGCUCCUCAAGGUGUUCGUUGACGAGGCAUACCCACGCCACAUUGGCCCAGGUGUCUACGACAUCCAUUCGCCACGUGUGCCCAGCGAGCAAGAGAUCAAGGACCGGAUCCAGGAGAUGUUGCAAUACCUUAAGCCAGACCAGCUUUGGAUUGACCCGGAUUGCGGCUUAAAGACAAGGCAGUGGAGUGAGACCAAGGCCGCUCUGACCAACAUGGUGAAUGCUGCCAAGUACUUCCGCUCCCAGUAUUGA
Endocarpon pusillum Z07020 is the source of this 2319-nucleotide messenger RNA. RefSeq lists its product as uncharacterized. The record is from RefSeq and is a predicted model, not a curated record. NCBI's taxonomy places the organism in Eukaryota, Fungi, Ascomycota, Eurotiomycetes, Verrucariales, Verrucariaceae. Gene Ontology annotation, molecular function: zinc ion binding; 5-methyltetrahydropteroyltriglutamate-homocysteine S-methyltransferase activity. Bases 1 to 2319 code for a protein of 772 amino acids. The transcript is spliced from 4 exons.